GCCGUAUACACACAUUAGAUAUAAAGUUCUCCUCCCUGGAAGGAAAAGCAAUCAAGCAAGCAAAAGCAAGGGUGGAUAUCAAUGGCGUCGUCGGCAGCAGAGGAGGUGAUCAUGAGCAACAGGAGGGUGAUCAUGAGCAACAGGAGGGUGAUCCUGAAAGGGCACGUGACGGGGGUCCUCACGGAGGACGACAUGGAGCUCGUCACGGCCGCCGUCGGCAUCGCCGUGCCGGCGGGGUCGACGGCGGUGCUGGUGAAGAUCCUCUACCUCUCGGUCGACCCUUACAUGCGCAUCCGGAUGAGGAACCACCUGGAGCCCAACUACAUCCCUGACUUCGUGCCAGGGGAGGUUAUGGCUACUCUUGGCGUAAGCAAGGUUGUAGCAUCCGGGCAUCCGGAUUUCAAGACAGGCGAUCAUGUAUGGGGGAUGAUGGGAUGUGAAGAAUACACUUUGGUCUCUCAUCCAGAGUCUCUUUUCAAGAUCAACCAUCCUGAAUUUCCUCUGUCGUACUACAUAGGUGUUCUUGGCAUGACUGGCCUUUCUGCAUAUGCUGGUUUUUUUGACGUGGCGAAGCCUAAGAAAGGUGACUAUGUCUUCGUUUCGGCGGCUUCAGGCGCCAUUGGGCAGCUUGUUGGGCAGCUUGCGAAGAUCAAAGGAUGCUAUGUGGUUGGAAGUGCUGGUUCUGACGAGAAGGUCAACCUCCUAAAAACAAAGUUUGGCUUCGACGACGCUUUCAACUACAAGAAGGAACAGGACCUAAAUGCCACACUAAAGAGGUGCUUCCCACAGGGAAUUGACAUCUACUUUGAGAACGUUGGUGGCGCGAUGCUGGACACGGUGCUGCUCAACAUGCGGAUACGUGGCCAGAUUGUCGCAUGCGGGAUGAUCUCGCAGUACAACUUGGAGCGACCGGAGGGCAUUCGCAACCUCUUCUCCAUCGUCACCAAGCGUAUCCGCAUGGAAGGUUUCAUCGUCCUGGACUACUUUGGAACCUACCGCAAGUUCGAGGAGGAAAUGGCAGGGUACAUCAAGGAAGGGAAGAUCGCCUGCGUGGAGGAUGUCGCUGAGGGGAUUGAGAAUGUGCCUGCUGAGCUCAUCGGGCUCUUCUCUGGGAGCAACGUUGGCAAGAAGCUGGUCAUCAUCGCACAAGAGUGAUAUGGCAAGAAGCUGGUCACCAUUGCACAAGAAUCACUGAAAUGUAUGUUCGGAAAUCAUUACAACAGCUACUAGUUACUGAAAUAUAUGUUCAGAACUCGAAAUCCAUUACAGUUAUUUGUUUGGCUUGCUGGAUUCAGAAUGCGUUGCGCCAGUGUUUAGUGCAAGUUGAUUAAAUUGUAUAAAUGUCAGUUUCUUUUCUUUGGUUGUGUUACAUGCUAAACUUUAUGGGAUUGGUAAAAGAUGAAUUAUAAAUUUAACCUCGUGUAUUU
Brachypodium distachyon (stiff brome) is the source of this 1427-nucleotide messenger RNA. Its product is annotated as 2-alkenal reductase (NADP(+)-dependent). NCBI's taxonomy places the organism in Eukaryota, Viridiplantae, Streptophyta, Magnoliopsida, Poales, Poaceae. The record is from RefSeq and is a predicted model, not a curated record. Gene Ontology annotation, molecular function: 2-alkenal reductase [NAD(P)H] activity. The transcript has 5 exons. Bases 82 to 1155 code for a protein of 357 amino acids.